AUGUCCACCACUUUGCAGCUGUCCGUAGUGCGACACAUGACAGAACAUGUCCUGAGUUGCUUAAAGAACCAUCGUUCAACAUUUGACCUCAGGGUAGUGGGAAGACCUUCCUCACGUCGCACCUCCACAAACAACUUUCAAUCCUCGCCUCACUUACUUUCAGUUGCCGUCCUUUCGAUUGACGAUCUUUAUCUGCCCCAUGAUGGCCUGGCUUCUCUUGCAAGGAAUCACUCCCAGAACCGGCUGCUGCAGGGACAGCUGCCAAUAUUUGACAAGAGCUUGUUCGGAGGAGAGGGUGAUCGACUUCCUCACGGUAAAGUCAUACGUCCACCCGUUGAUGUUUUCAUACUGGAGGGAUGGUGUGUUGGAUUCUAUCCGACAAGCAUAUCACUCAUCGAGGAGCGCUGGGAUAAGCCAGUGUCUGGUUUGGAGGAUCAAUUUGAUUUGAAAUCGUUCGUGAGGAUGGAAGACGUGCUCACCAUCAACGAUCAGCUGAAAGCAUACAUCAAGGGUCCUUCGUCAUCCCCCUAUAAUAUAAUUUACAAGUGGCGAUUGGAGCAAGAGCAUUUCAUGAAAGCUAGAAACGGCGGCAAUGGAAUGACAGACGAGCAGGUAAAAGCCUUCGUCGACCGCUACAUACCAGGGUACGUCUUCUUCGGAGAUGGCGUCACCAAUGGUCUCCUGGAUACAGGGGGAAAGGCACCGAGGUGGAUCGGAAGUGGUCUGGUGGUCACUAUCGGACAAGAUAGGGAGCUCAUCCAGACAUCUAAGUUCUGA
Pisolithus orientalis is the source of this 777-nucleotide messenger RNA. RefSeq lists its product as uncharacterized. NCBI's taxonomy places the organism in Eukaryota, Fungi, Basidiomycota, Agaricomycetes, Boletales, Pisolithaceae. The coding region runs from base 1 to 777 and encodes 258 amino acids. The record is from RefSeq and is a predicted model, not a curated record. The transcript has 5 exons.